This is a messenger RNA of Anopheles cruzii, 2379 nucleotides long. It is a transcript of the gene Gclm, whose product is annotated as glutamate--cysteine ligase regulatory subunit. The transcript is spliced from 3 exons. Gene Ontology annotation, molecular function: glutamate-cysteine ligase catalytic subunit binding; enzyme regulator activity. NCBI's taxonomy places the organism in Eukaryota, Metazoa, Arthropoda, Insecta, Diptera, Culicidae. The coding region runs from base 212 to 1060 and encodes 282 amino acids. Gene Ontology annotation, cellular component: glutamate-cysteine ligase complex. The record is from RefSeq and is a predicted model, not a curated record. Gene Ontology annotation, biological process: glutathione biosynthetic process.
CACCUCCAAACUCUGUGUAUCCGUGUGUGUUGUGAAUAAUAAACAAUCAGUCAUUGUGGCAGUGUCCAGGCGCUACAAAACGCAAACACGCGGUGUGUCCAGCGUUCGUUAUCUAGUACAAAGCUCUUCUGCGUGUGCAACCUUCACGGGCUACUUGAGUUGGUAGCGCGGAACAGAACUUACAAGCGACGAAGCAACCCUCGAGUCGAAAAUGUUGUCCCAUUUGCUGAAGAAUGAAGACGUCAUCGUUUCGACCGGCAACGUGCUGAACGUGAGCGAUCUGCGCAAAAAGGCCGGCCAGAAGCCGACCGACGAGCUCACCGAUUGCCUCCGUUCAACGUUCGGCGAUGCGGAAGUGGUCGAACAGAAGCACCAACACCGGCGGCUGGUCGUUCGCCGGAACAACGAUCUGCUCGAGAAGGUCGGUGAACAUCCGCGGAAGGACAUUAAGAUCGGUGCGAAAAUCUUUCUCACGUGCUUCUCCGAGUCCGCCCUAACCGAGGCGGUCGAGAAACUGUUCGAAGUGCUGGAAGUGUCCUACCUGGACAACCUCAUUCUGGCGUGCCAUCCGCCGGCCGUCAGCACCACCAAUGGUACGGGGAGCGGGGAGCGACCAGAGGACGACGGGGACUCGAAGGAGGAAGGUGUGCUCGAGUGGGCCGUCGGGAGUGACAAUGCGGUCGGAAAUCUGCAGAACCUGUGGGGCCUUCUCGAGCGGUACUCGGGGCUGGGUAAGAUCGGCCAGCUGGGCAUCGCCGAUCUGGAUGCCGAUUCGCUGCAGAAGCUGUACGAAGGGGCGACGGUUCGUCCGACGAUUGCGCAAAUCAAUCUAGCAGCCUGCUGCGUGGUGCCACCGGAGUUGCAGGCCUACUGUAAUCAGAACGAAAUUCAGCUACUAACACACAGCGAUCCACAAGAGCUACUGCCGCGGGACGUUCUGAACGAAUUGGAACUCGAUAAUUACGGUGUGGCUUGGUCGUUAAGGUAUCAGGUACACAUCAAGUGCCGUGGGGUCCUGGCGGCCAAAGGGUUCAUUGUGAGCUUGGAUCGAUCGAACUGAGCAGGCUGAGAGGUGAACCACCAGUGAACAUUGCUACUGCAGGACAGUUCUUUGAUAAACCCUUAUACAUUCGAAUUACCGAAGCGGAGCAGGCGACGCAUUUGGCGGACGACAACGAAGAAGAUGGGUGCGUACCAGAAGGACCCAACCUGUGUGUGUGUGAGUUAUUGUGCCGUCAACCUGUGUUUCCUGGGCGCAGCUGUGGGUUUAGUUGUUAGCCGUUGUUAGUCCGUCGUUUUCUCUGUUUUCCUAUGACCAGAUGCUCUUAACACACACAACAUACGAUGUUAACAAUACCGUAAGCGACUGUGAAGAUUUUAGGAGAAGAGAACUAAUGGCGCCGAAGAAACGGAAGGGGUGGUAACUUAACGUGUUAGUGGAUAGGACUUAGUAGAACAAAAAGACAACAAAUCUUUUGCCCCGGCAGCAAGUUUAUAUGAUGAUACUAUUACCAUAGCGCCGCUGUAGCCGAAAAGAAGUACAACAUUGUGUGUCGUCAGUGUAGGUUUAUAACGCUUUUUACGCAUAGUGAUAGAGAGAGAUGGCCACACAGAGCCACCCAACAGGCAGCAGUUUACAAUGAAUGUGUUUUUCAUUCGUUUCGUCUUACAAUUCGCAUUUCAAACCCCGGUAGUGUUUCGGAGGUGAACACAUUUUCCCACCGGUCUGGCGUGCAAGCUUUCAUGCAAGCUGCAUCCGUGUUCCGAACCCGGUCGUGUUGCAGUAACUUUUGCAACGUGAUGGACUAUCCGAUCGGUAAAGAUUUACGCAUUCAAUUUGAUUAUUUUCAUAUUAUUUCCCGAUAUUUUGGUUGUCUGAAGAUGGAUAAAAGAAAUUCGGGUCAAAGUUGGCGACGUCAACCACCGACGAUGUGCUGCUUGUGUGCAAUCGCGAACCGCGGGAACCCACCACCAGCUGGCGCUGAUCGAUUCAUUCGGAUGACCGGUCAUCGGAAAGCGCGAUGGGAAAUUUGACAAAAAUCGUAUUUCGGAUUUCUGACCACAUUUUAUUUCAACUUUAAAGGACAAAGAACACUUAACCGGGCACCCCAAAAUGGAAGGAAGGGACAAAACAAACUAAACUUAUAAAGCAGUAGUUCCGAUGAAUGUGUAGAACUUCGUGGUGUUUCUUUUAGAGGAACGUGUCACAGUGCGUGUUGUGUGUUCCGUCUGCCGGAUGACCGGAUGUGGUUACGCUUAAGGGUGUGUGCGUUCCGCAGGAUCUUCUUUCCGGCUUGUAGUCACGCGUAAACACAUCGACCUAUUUACACCGUCCGCCCAGAGGACAGAUAACUGUGUUAACAAUGAUAAAACGAACAA